GCGCUGUGCAAGUUUCACACAACAACCCUGAGAGACUCCUCAAAGAAACGUGUGCUGGAAUUUGACUCGGGUGAUGCUCUCAACAGCGGGUUUCAUAUGGUUAUCGCUUGUUACAUGAAAGCUGCCGUUUUGCCCGUUCAGAGGUAAAAUGAGCAGCACGGAUAUCCAGGAUUCGGGAGAGGAGCCCUGCUUUCGCCUGGAGACCCUACCGGGCAAGAGCCCACACCUACCGGGCAAGAGCCCGCACCUACCGUUACCGGGCAAGGCGUCUCCGCAGGUGAACAGCCGCUGGGAUCAAGCGCCUCAAGUGACGGCCAACGGGCUCCAUGACAUUGAGGACCGGAUUUUACGAAUUACAGGCUAUUAUGGCUAUAACCCCGGGUACUCCAGCCACAAAAGAGAGGAGGGCUCAGAAUCACAUGCAGAGACUCCAGGCAGUGAAACCAGUGGAGAAGCCAGCGCAUAUCAGACCUGCGCCCACACCGUGCUCAAGGUGCUGGGGGGCUUACUGGUGGUCCUGUGCAUCUCCUCGUCCUGGGUCGGCACCACACAAGUGGUUCAGCUCACGUUCAAGUCCUUCUCCUGUCCCUUUUUCAUCACGUGGUUCAGCACCAACUGGAACAUUCUCUUCUUCCCGCUCUACUACUCUGGGCACGUGGCCACUACCAGAGAAAAACAGACGCCCAUUCAGAAAUUCAGGGAAUGUAGUCGGUUGUUUGGAGAGGAUGGAAUGUCUCUGAAGGUGUUGCUGAAGAGAACGGCGCCUUUCUCCAUCUUGUGGACGCUGACUAACUACCUGUACCUGUUAGCACUGAGAAAACUAACCGCCACUGACGUGUCAGCGCUCUACUGCUGCCACAAGGCCUUCGUCUUCCUCUUGUCGUGGAUUGUCCUCAAGGAUCGCUUCAUGGGUGUGCGGAUUGUGGCUGCCAUUAUGGCUAUCACAGGCAUCGUGAUGAUGGCGUAUGCUGAUGGUUUCCAUGGGGAUUCCUUUAUGGGUGUGGCCUUGGCAGUCGGCUCCGCCUCCACUUCUGCUCUCUACAAGGUGCUGUUUAAGAUGUUCCUCGGCAGUGCCAAUUUGGGAGAGGCUGCUCAUUUCUUCUCCACGAUGGGCUUUUUCAAUCUUAUCUUCAUCUCCUGUGUUCCCCUUAUCCUGUACUUCACCAAAGUGGAGCACUGGGGAUCCCUCUCGUCUUUGCCCUGGGGUUACCUCUGUGGCCUGGCCAGCCUUUGGCUAGUAUUUAACAUCCUGGUCAAUGUAGGAGUGGUACUCACAUAUCCUAUUCUCAUAUCCAUUGGGACGUUACUCAGUGUUCCAGGCAAUGCAGCCAUCGACGUGCUGAAGCAUGAGGUGAUCUUCAGCGUGGUGCGUCUGGCUGCCACCUGCAUCAUCUGCCUGGGCUUCCUCCUGCUGCUGCUCCCCGAGGAGUGGGACACCGUCACCCUGCGCUUCCUCACCACCCUGGCCGACAAGAAGACGGAGGAGCACGGCGAGGAGCUCACCGAAUCCAGCGUCCACACGCGCAGCCGGAGCAGAGCCAACGGGGCCGUGUCCAUCCCCAUGGCAUGACCUUUGACCUGUGAACGAGUAGCCAGCGAUCAGCAUUGACCCAACACGUGACAGCCUUAGAGAAAAAAGAGAGAACGAUUUGAUUGUGUUUAAAGGGUUAGCUCACCCAAAAAUGAAAAUUAGCCCAUGAUUUACUCAUCCUCAAGCCAUCCUAGGAGGAUAUGACUUUCUUCUUUCAGCCAAACACAAUCGGAGAUA
This is a messenger RNA of Rhinichthys klamathensis goyatoka, 1768 nucleotides long. RefSeq names its product solute carrier family 35 member F4 (gene slc35f4). Gene Ontology annotation, cellular component: membrane. Bases 149 to 1570 code for a protein of 473 amino acids. The record is from RefSeq and is a predicted model, not a curated record. The transcript is spliced from 7 exons. NCBI's taxonomy places the organism in Eukaryota, Metazoa, Chordata, Actinopteri, Cypriniformes, Leuciscidae.